AAUGUCAACAAUCACACAAAAUUCUUGAUGCAAAUUAUUAGUUUUCUUUCCUAACUCCAAUGGGUUUAUUUUCUCUCUUUCUGGUUACACUUUCUCUUCUAACAUCAUAUGCUGUUUGCCAACUUCAAGAAUUUAUCAGUAUUGACUGUGGAGGCACAAGCAACUACACAGAUACAAGCACAGGGCUUUCAUGGAUUUCAGAUUCUGAGAUCAUGAACCAUGGCAUGCAAGUGGAAAUCCAAAAUCCCAAUGGAAACAAGGUUCAGUACAAGAGACGCAGAGACUUUCCUAUAGAUAGCAGGAAAUACUGUUAUACACUUAGCACUGAGGAGAGAAGAAGGUAUCUGGUAAGAGCAACGUUUCAGUAUGGAAGCUUGGAAAAUGGAGACACAUACCCUCAGUUUCAGCUCUACUUGGAUGCAACAAAAUGGGCUACUGUGUCAAUAUAUGAUGCUUCAAGAAUAUAUGUAAAGGAAAUGAUCUUCAGGGCACCCUCUAACUCAAUUGAUGUUUGCAUGUGCUGUGCUACAACUGGUUCUCCCUUCAUAUCUACCCUUGAGCUUAGACCCUUGAAUCUUUCUAUGUAUGCCACUGAUUUUGAGGAUGAUUUCUUCUUGAAAGUGGCUGCAAGAAUUAACUUUGGUGCUCCAAGCGAGGAUGCUGUAAGGUAUCCAGAUGACCCAUAUGAUAGAAUUUGGGAUUCUGAUCUUAUUAAAAGACAAAAUUAUCUUGUUGGGGUAGCCUCAGGCACAGAGAGAAUUAACACAACAAAGAACAUAGACAUAGAGACAAGAGAACAUCCACCUGUUAAAGUGAUGCAAACUGCAGUUGUUGGCACAAAAGGAGAACUUAGUUACAGAUUAAACCUGGAAGACUUCCCUGCCUAUGCUAGAGCUUACGCGUAUUUCGCGGAGAUUCAAGAUCUGGGUAAGAAUGAGACUAGAAAAUUCAAAUUGGAGCAACCUUAUAUAGCUGACUAUAGCAAUGCAGUGGUGAACAUAGCUGAGAAUGCUAAUGGGAGUUACACUCUUUAUGAACCAAGUUACAUGAAUGUGAGUCUGGAUUUUGUUCUUUCAUUCAACUUUGUUAAGACCCGGGAUUCUACUAGAGGACCUCUUCUAAAUGCAAUGGAAAUAAGCAAAUACUUACAAAUUGCUUCAAAGACCGACAGGCAAGAUUCAAAUGUUGUAAAUGCAUUUAGCUCCUUGUCUUCUGAAAGUGUGCUGAAGAACGAAGGCGAUCCUUGUGUUCCAACACCCUGGGAGUGGGUAAAUUGUAGUACCACUACCCCUCCUAGAAUUACAAAGAUAAACCUGUCAAGAAGGAAUGUGAAGGGUGAAAUCCCACGUGAGCUCAACAACAUGGAAGCAUUGACAGAGUUGUGGUUAGAUGGCAACUUGCUUACUGGACAACUACCUGAUAUGAGUAAUCUUAUCAAUCUAAAGAUUGUCCAUCUAGAGAACAACAAAUUGACUGGUCCACUACCAUCUUACUUGGGUAGUUUGCCAAGUUUACAAGCACUGUUCAUACAGAAUAACUCAUUUAAUGGGGAAAUACCAGCAGGGUUAGUAUCUGGAAAAAUCAUUUUCAACUAUGAUGAUAAUCCUGGACUACAUAAAGGGAACAAGAAGCAUUUUCACUUGAUGCUUGGAAUUUCUAUUGGAGUACUAGGGAUUCUAUUCAUAUUGUUCUUAACAAGUUUGGUGCUAUUGCAUAAUCUGCGGAGAAAGACAUCUCAACAGAAACGUGAUGAAAAAGGUAUUUCUGGACGCAGUAGCACUAAACCUCUAACUGGAUACUCAUCUGCUCGGGGUGGGAAUUUAAUGGAUGAAGGUAUUGCUUAUUAUAUGCCGCUUUCAGAGUUGAAAGAAGCUACUAAUAAUUUUUCAAAGAAAAUUGGCAGAGGAAGCUUUGGAUCAGUCUACUAUGGGAAAAUGAGAGAUGGAAAAGAGGUGGCAGUUAAGAUUAUGACUGAUCCAUCAAGCCAUGGGAACCAGCAAUUUGUGAAUGAGGUAGCUCUCCUAUCAAGAAUUCAUCACAGAAACUUGGUUCCUCUGAUUGGAUAUUGUGAAGAAGAAAAUCAGCAUAUUCUGGUUUAUGAGUAUAUGCACAAUGGCACUUUACGGGAUCACAUUCAUGAAUGCUCAAAUCAGAAGCAAUUAGACUGGUUAGCUCGACUUCGAAUUGCAGAAGAUUCAGCUAAAGGUCUUGAAUACUUACACACAGGAUGCAAUCCUAGUAUCAUUCACCGAGAUGUAAAGACAAGCAAUAUUCUCCUAGACAUCAAUAUGAGAGCAAAAGUUUCAGAUUUUGGACUCUCAAGACUAGCUGAAGAAGAUUUAACUCAUAUAUCAAGUGUUGCACGUGGAACUGUAGGCUACCUGGAUCCUGAGUACUAUGCAAAUCAGCAAUUGACUGAAAAGAGUGAUGUAUACAGUUUUGGAGUUGUUCUACUAGAACUGAUAUCUGGAAGAAAACCUGUUUCAUCAGAAGAUUAUGGUUCCGAAAUGAAUAUUGUUCACUGGGCAAGAUCCUUAAUUCGUAAAGGAGAUGUAGUAAGCAUAAUGGAUCCUUCCCUAGUUGGGAAUGUCAAAACUGAGUCAAUUUGGAGGGUAGCUGAAAUUGCCAUGCAAUGUGUAGAACAACAUGGUGCCUCAAGGCCAAGGAUGCAAGAAGUCAUUUUGGCUAUACAAGAUGCUUCUAAGAUUGAAAAAGGGACAGAUAGUGAGCCAACAUUAUCAUCAUCUUCAUGUAGUUCAAAACCACAAUCUUCACGGAAAACUUUACUUACAAGCUUUCUUGAAAUUGAGAGCCCUGACUUGUCAAAUGGUUGCCUCCCUUCAGCAAGAUAAUUUUUUUUUUUUUUGCUUUUUUCUUUAUCUAAUCAUAGUACCUUAUGUGGGUAGAUUUUGUACAUUACUUGUCAUUAUUUUCCUUCACCUUUUUGUCAAUGGUUACACUAUUAAUAUGUUUAUACCACAGUGACACUCACUGACUAGUGACAAGAUGCCUUCAAAUCUUAGAACCUAUGAAACUGUAAUAUUCUUCAUCUGCAUGUGGC
Molecule: messenger RNA, 3061 nt
Organism: Gastrolobium bilobum
Lineage: Eukaryota; Viridiplantae; Streptophyta; Magnoliopsida; Fabales; Fabaceae
Product: probable LRR receptor-like serine/threonine-protein kinase At1g67720
Exons: 15
Coding region: 60-2852 (930 amino acids)
Biological process (GO): protein phosphorylation
Molecular function (GO): protein kinase activity; ATP binding; protein binding
Source: RefSeq, a predicted model, not a curated record